Blepharisma stoltei is the source of this 981-nucleotide messenger RNA. Lineage: Eukaryota; Ciliophora; Heterotrichea; Heterotrichida; Blepharismidae. The record is from the annotation of a GenBank genome assembly.
AUGGGCAAAAAGCAGGUGAAAGAAGUAGAGGAAGAAAACUCGUCAGAAGAAGAAAAAGUUCACACUAAAGCAUCAAAAAAGAAAUUAAGCAAGGAUAAAAAGAAAAAGAAAGACGAAAGCUCAGAAGAAGAAAUAGAAGAAGUUGUCCCGAAAAAGAGCAAAAGAAAAUCAUCAACUGCUUCAUAUGAAAGUGAAGAAUCUCAGCCAAAGAAAAAAGCAAAAAAAGACAAGAAGAAAAAGGAUAAAAAGGAUAAAAAUGAUUCCGAGGAAAGCGAAGAGGAGAUUCCAGAAGAAAAGCCGAAGAAAAGCAAAGGAAAGUCAAAGAAAUCAAAAGAGCCAGAGUCUGAUGAAGAAGAUGAGGCUCCAAAAAAGAGAAAAGCUUCAGAUAGCUCAGAGCCAGCUCCAAGUAAAAAGCAUAAAAAAGAGGAAUCCAAAGCUGAUAUCGAAUCUGAUUUCCAGCAUAAAGUCAUAGUUUCAAACCUUCCACCAGAUUUUACUCAAAAAUCCCUUAAAAAGAUCUUUAAAAAGUGUGGGGAAUUCGCCUUCACAGUCCCACACGAGUCCCAAGGCUUCGCAGUCGUAAAAUUCAAGGACGAAUCAGACGUCAAAAAAGCUUUAAAACUAAACAAAGCCCUCUAUAAAGAAAAAGAGCUUCUAAUCAAUACCCCAGAUCAGCUGCCAGCAAUCCAGAAGCGAGUUGAGAAAAUUUCAACCAUUUUUGUGGGAAAUCUUAACCCAACCACCACCUAUGAACAAGUUUCCAGCUUCUUCUCAGGCUGUGGCAAAGUAAAAUCUGUCAGGAUGUCUACAGAUCCUGAAGGGAAAAACAAAGGGUUUUGCCAUGUAGAUUUCACUAAUUCCUUUGCCGCAAAUCUUUCGCUCAAUCUGAUUGGGAAAAAACUGAAUGGCAAACCUUUGAAAAUUGAUUUAAGUGCAGAUAAAAGAAAUAAUGAAGCAAAGCCAGCCCAGCCAAGUACUUAA